CGCACCAAACAAAAACAAAAUGUUUUGACGAGUAUUUCAUUGUAAAGCAAGGUGAAGGAUAAAGUUUAUAAACUCUAUGCAUCAUUUGAAUUUGGGUUAAUCAAGAAAGAACAAAGAAAAAUGAAAGAGUUUAUAUCUAUAUCUCUACACAAAUACAACUAUACAAGUCCCCUCACAACUUAAAAGUUAACGUCUUGAAACUUAGCAACAUAUGAUAAUUCACUGAAUGGUUGUUGGCUCUACUAAAGGACUUUGAAAUCAACAACGUGUAACUGCUUGGACAUUGAGUGUUUUGCGCCGGAUAAAUUCACACGGAUCAAUCAAAGGUUUCCGGCGAAAUAGAAAACCUACAUGACCAAAUUUUCCUGUUAAAAAGAAAGAUCUCUCUUCUUCUUCGUUCUCAAAAAUAUUUAUUGCUAGCUAGUCUUCAUAGUCCAAGCCAUUCUCACAACAAAUGGAUCAUCAAAUUCCUUCCCAUUUACAAGCCAAAGCAUGGCUUUUAGCCUUGCUAAUAUUUUUGCCUAUAAUAAUUUUUUGGGGGAUGAAUAUUAUAGUCAUUGGCUACAAAAUGAAAAAGAUGAAAAAGCUACCCCCAGAAGUUCCUGGUGCAUGGCCUAUCAUAGGUCACCUACUCAUGCUGGACCGGGUCAAGAAUGUCCCUUUUGCACGGACUUUGGCAGCAAUGACCCAUAAAAACGGACCAAUUUUCACUAUUAGGAUGGGGAUGUUUCCAUAUUUGGUUGUCAGCAAUUGGGAAGCUGCUAAGGAUUGCUUCACAACCCAUGAUAAGGAUUUUGCAGCUAGACCAACUUCCUUGGCAGGUAAAUACACUGCAUAUGGGUACGCGAGAUUUUCUCACGCUAAUUACGGUCCAUAUUAUUGCCAUGUACGCAAAUUAGUCAUGCAACAAGCGCUCUCUAGGACUAGACUUGACAAAAUGAAGCGUCUUCGAAUUUGUGAGGUGGAAUCGAGUAUCAAACACUUGUUUUCUUCGACCCAACUUAAAGAAAAUAACAACACAAGUGAAAUUAUGCCAAGUACCAAAGUUAACAUGACUCAAUGGUUAGAAAUAUUGUCUUUGAACAUAAUUGUGAAGAUGGUAUGUGGAAAGAGAUAUGAUAAUGUGGAGGAAGAUGAAGAGGCUCAAUGUUUAAAAAGGGUCUUCAAGGAUAUUAUGUAUGUGGCAGGGCAAAUUGUUUUAUAUGAUGCAGUUCCAUUCCCAUUAUUUAAGUAUGUGGAUUUUCAAGGGCAUGUUAAAGUAAUGAAGAGAAUUCAUAAGGACAUAGAUGUUGUUCUCCAAAGUUGGUUGGAUGACCAUAUUAAGAAGGCAGAAAUAGGUAAGCAUGAUGAGAACCAAGAUGUUAUAGAUGCCUUGCUUAGUGCGACAGAUUAUGAUGAGUUCAAGGCCUAUGGUUAUUCUCAACAAACCGUCAUCAAGGCAACAGUAAUGGCUAUAAUUUUGGAUGGAGCGGAUACUACAGCAGUUCAAUGGACAUGGUUAAUGUCCUUAUUGUUGAACAAUCCAAAUGUUAUGAGACGCGCCCGAGAGGAGAUACACAUAAAAGUGGGUAAAAACAAGUGGAUUGAAGAGUCUGAUGUCCAAGAUUUAGCCUAUUUACAAGCUAUAAUUAAAGAAGCACUGCGUUUAUAUCCACCAGCACCUUUGUUAGUACCUCAUGAAGCUGUGAAAGAUUGUAAAAUACUUGGCUAUGAUGUUCCAAAAGGUACUCGUUUGUUCGUAAAUGCAUGGAAGAUACAUCGAGACCCUCGGAUUUGGCCGGACCCUGAAAGAUUCAUGCCAGAGAGAUUUUUGACCGAUGAUCAAGAAAAGAUCGACGCAUGUGGUCAAAGUCAACAUUUUGACUUCAUUCCGUUUGGUUCAGGAAGACGAUUGUGCCCAGGAAUGAAUUUCGCGGCACUUGUUACGCUCCUCACCUUUGCGCGUUUGCUUCAGGGUUUUGAUAUUAGUACACCAUGUGACAUGCCGGUGGAUAUGACAGAAGGGUUAGGCAUUAAUAUGCCUAAGGCAACUACGUUGGAGGUACUUAUAACACCUCGUUUGCCUUCUAUGAUGUACUGAUAGAAACAAUUGGAAGUCAUUCAACUUAUAUCUAA
Molecule: messenger RNA, 2115 nt
Organism: Lycium ferocissimum
Lineage: Eukaryota; Viridiplantae; Streptophyta; Magnoliopsida; Solanales; Solanaceae
Product: nicotine N-demethylase CYP82E3-like
Exons: 3
Coding region: 455-2080 (541 amino acids)
Biological process (GO): defense response to other organism
Molecular function (GO): monooxygenase activity; iron ion binding; heme binding
Source: RefSeq, a predicted model, not a curated record